UCCUCACGAUUCCUAGCUCAAUUAUUUAGAAUUGUGGAUCUGGCUCAUCAGGCCGUGGUCGAUGGAAUUCCGACCACCAAACGCGACAUGUACUACAAGGAUGUCCCACUUUUCAAAUCCCAAAGUGUUGUCGACCGCUUCAUCGACGACAUCGCUGCCACCAUAGGAGUCGGAAGGGCUGACUUAAACGUCCGGGCAUCAUCUAAGGGCCUUGUUUGCGGCUCUGGUCUUUGCAUACAGCUUGUUGGGGAUGAGAUUCUCCGCGCGACUGAUUCUGAGGGCACACUUAUUCCUACCGCCGAGGAUAUUGUCCGCUUUGAGCUUGAACAAGAUGUUUCAUGGGUCCUCAUUGUCGAAAAAGAGGCUGUGUUCCAAACGCUUUGCAGACUACGCUUUACUAAGCACCAAUCUCUUCCCGGACCCGGUCUCAUCAUAACAGGUAAAGGCUACCCGGACUUGGCCACCCGGCAGCUUGUCAAGACCCUAUCGGACAAUCUUCCUCCAAGCAUACCGAUUUUGGCUUUGGUUGAUGGUGAUGCUUAUGGGUUGGAUAUCGUAUCCACAUACAAGUUCGGAAGCCAUGCCAUGCAACAUGAGCGCGAAGGCCUAGCAGCCAGCAGGGUGGUGUGCAUCGGGAUAUGGGCGAGCGAAUUAUCAAAGCGAGAACCUUCAUUAUUUUUGGGAGCUCCUAACUCACUGAACUACAUUAGAUUGGGUAUCGAUAAGGACAUGCUAAUCCCGAUAUCAAACCAUGACGAGAAGAAGGCCAUCAAAAUGCUUCAGAGACCUCCUGACAUGCUGCCAGUUAAGUGGAAGAAGGAGUUGAUGGCUAUGUUGCACACCCGACGUAAGGCUGAGACGGAAAUCCUGUCCUCAGUCAACAUGGACGGCUUCGAGGGUGCAAAGCAUGACAAGCAUCCAAUUCUUCAGUACUUGGCGACCAAGAUCAACGAACACAUCGCUUCCUUGGUCUCUUGA
Messenger RNA from Heterobasidion irregulare TC 32-1, 978 nucleotides. RefSeq lists its product as uncharacterized. Gene Ontology annotation, molecular function: DNA binding; DNA topoisomerase type II (double strand cut, ATP-hydrolyzing) activity; ATP binding. NCBI's taxonomy places the organism in Eukaryota, Fungi, Basidiomycota, Agaricomycetes, Russulales, Bondarzewiaceae. Gene Ontology annotation, biological process: reciprocal meiotic recombination; meiotic DNA double-strand break processing; meiotic DNA double-strand break formation. The record is from RefSeq and is a predicted model, not a curated record. The transcript is spliced from 9 exons. Gene Ontology annotation, cellular component: nuclear chromosome. The annotation marks the transcript as partial.